Messenger RNA from Penicillium malachiteum, 1176 nucleotides. RefSeq names its product RTA1 domain-containing protein. The coding region runs from base 1 to 1176 and encodes 391 amino acids. The transcript is spliced from 3 exons. The record is from RefSeq and is a predicted model, not a curated record. NCBI's taxonomy places the organism in Eukaryota, Fungi, Ascomycota, Eurotiomycetes, Eurotiales, Aspergillaceae. Gene Ontology annotation, cellular component: membrane.
AUGAGUGCCACCACUACUGCUGUCACGGUGACGUCGGCCACGACCUCCAGCACUGCAACAUGCGUGUCCGUCACCCCGGACAAAAAUGGCUAUGUGCCACCGGGGGCCUGCGGCAACAUCGACAUGUACGAGGCUAGCUUCGGCGCCGCAGUCUUGUUUUGUGUCUUGUUCGGUCUUACAACUGCCGUCCAUGUUUUCCAGGCUUUCAUGUUCAAAAAGCGCUACGCGUGGGUUGUAAUCAUGGGCGCGCUCUGGGAAUUGGUCUCAUCAAUCAUGGCCGCGCUCUUCGCCAAGCACCAAAGUUCUGACGCCUACGCCACGCCGCACACCAUCUUCUUCCUGCUGGCGCCCAUCUGGAUCAACGCCUUCCUGUACAUGACCUUGGGCCGCUUGAUCUACUUCUUCAUUCCGGACGCCCGGCUCGGCGGGACCUUCGUCUGGCUGGACAUCAUCUCCUUCAUCGUGCAGCUGGUGGGCGCGGCCUUCACGAGCUCGACCGACGCCUCUACCGCCACCAUCAUGAUGGGCGUGCACAUCUACAUGGGCGGCAUCGGGCUGCAGCAGUUUUUUAUCUUGGUCUUCACCGGCUUUUUCAUCCACCUGCAGCGCAAGAUGGCCGAGCUAGAGCGCACGGGCCAGUUGGACGCGGAGAAGUUGGCGCGCGGCAGCAUGCGCUGGCGCUGGCUCUUCUUCGCCAUCUACGCCUGUCUGUUCCUCAUCACCGUGCGCAUCGUCUUCCGCAUGGCGCAGUACUCCCAGGGCACCGACCCCAACAACCCCGUGCUCACCCACGAGUGGUACGAGUACGUCUGGGACGCUACCCCUAUGUUCUUCGCCCUGGUUGUGCUGAACGUCAUCCACCCCGGCCGCGUCUUGCAGGGCCCUGACAGUGAGUUCCCGCACGUCAGCCGCCGCGAGAAGAAGCGCGUCAAGCGCGAGAAGAAGGAGGCCAAGCUGGCCGAGAAGAAGGCCCGCAAGGACCACAAGCGCCACCGCAAGCACGGCAGCGUCGCCUUUGAUCUGCUCGAUGCCCAGGAGCUCGGCAGCACCCCGCGUGGCUACGAUGCUGGCGACGAUGCUGGGUAUAAUGCCGGCACCACGGUAAUGCCUGCGGCUAGCGGCGACAGGGCACAGAGAACCUGGUAUGAUCAGCAGGGGAAUGAGGUUAGACGGUGA